Molecule: messenger RNA, 2231 nt
Organism: Camellia sinensis
Lineage: Eukaryota; Viridiplantae; Streptophyta; Magnoliopsida; Ericales; Theaceae
Source: RefSeq, a predicted model, not a curated record
ACUGUUGGGUUCUUUGUCAACCACUUAUCCUAGAACUUAUCCUAGAUCUUGGCGUCUUUGUCAGUGAAACGUAUGGUGCCACAAAUGGAGAUCAGGCCAGGCUGUUCUUAAAACAUGCGGUGGUGGUGGUAGCAGCUCCACUCCAUCUCUUCUCUCUUCGAGAGCUCGAUCGAUCGAUCCAACGUCUCCAUCUCCAUCUCCAUCUCCAUCUCCAUCUCCAUCUCCAUCUCGUUUGUGGAGCACUCCUAGUUCGAACCCUAGUGCACUAUUGUCCUCCCGGUAAGAAGAAAAUGGUAGUCACAAGCAACAGGGGAGCAAUUCAGACACAAAUCGAGCCUGAAUACGAUUGGAGAAGUGAAUUAAAGGCUUUUGAUGAUUCUAAAGCCGGUGUAAAGGGACUCCUAGAUGCUGGGGUGACAAAAAUCCCACGCAUUUUCAUCCAUGACAAAAGCAUGCUUCCUGAUAUUCAUAAGUCCGGCUCUGUUAUCUCCCAGUUCAGUGUUCCAAUCAUAGACUUUGAAGGCAUCAACAAAGGCGCAGCUCAACACGGUGAAAUCAUUGACAAAGUUACAGAUGCCUGUGAAAAAUGGGGAUUCUUUCAGGUGGUUAAUCAUGGAAUCCCAGUAAGUAUAAUGGAUGAUAUGAUUGAUGGCGUUCGGAGAUUUCAUGAGCAAGAUACUGAGGUGAAGAAACAAUUCUAUUCACGUGAUGUUACCAAAAAAUUUAUAUAUAAUAGCAACUUUGAUCUGUAUCAAGCACCAGUAUCUAAUUGGAGGGAUACCAUUUAUUGUGUUAUGGCUCCCCAGCCUCCUGAUCCUGAAGAACUGCCUGUAGUGUGCAGAGAUAUAAUGAUAGAGUACUCAAAGUACAUGUUGAGAUUGGGGCUCACUUUGUUAGAAUUGCUCUCAGAGGCCCUUGGCCUAAACUCAGAUCACCUGAAAGACAUGGAUUGUGCUGAGGGGCUUUUCGUUCUGGGCCAUUACUAUCCUGCAUGCCCAGAACCAGAAUUGACUUUGGGUACUGGAGACCAUGCUGACAGUGGCUUCUUUACUGUACUUCUACAAGACAAUAUGGGUGGCCUCCAAAUCCUUCAUGAAAAUCAAUGGGUUGAUGUUCCCCCUCAGCCUGGAGCUCUGGUAGUAAACAUUGCAGAUCUAUUGCAGCUCAUCACAAAUGACAAGUUCAAAAGCAUCAAUCACAGAGUACUCACAAAAAAUGUUGGUCCAAGAAUAUCUGUUGCGAGUUUUUUCAGAACACAUUUUCGCGAAGGGGUUACAUCAAGAGUGUAUGGGCCAAUCAAAGAACUGUUAUCCGAAGAAAAUCCUCCAAUCUACCAGGACACCACGAUUAAAGAAUUCAUCACGCACUAUUACCAGAAAGGGCUUGAUGGAACCUCUUCGCUAUCGCAUUUCAAGUUGUGUAAGACAUUUGUUAGUAAGACCGAUUUUGUAUUAGAGAAAUCACAAGGUUGUUUGAACAAGGAGGUGAAGAUGGGGUUUUACUCGCGUGAGCUCGAGAGGAGAGUGAAGUUUGGGAGUAACUUCGAUUUGUAUCAGUCAAGAUCCGCUGAUUGGAGAGACACCUUGUUCUGUGCUAUGGGUCCUGACCCUCUCAACCCACAAGAGUUGCCUGAGGUUUGCAGAGAUUUAACAAUGGAGUAUUCAAAGCAAAUAAAGCAAUUGGGGACUACUUUGUUUGAAUUAUUAUCGGAGGCACUUGGGCUCAAAUCUGAUCACCUUAUUGGCUUGGAUUGUGCAAAGGGGCAUGCAAUCCUGACUAACUAUUACCCGGCAUGCCCAGAGCCUGAACUGACUAUGGGAACAUCCAAACAUUCUGAUCCUGAUUUUCUCACUAUCUUACUUCAAGAUGAUAUUGGGGGACUCCAAGUACUUCAUCAAAACCAGUUGGUCAAUGUUCCUCCUGUUCCUGGAGCUUUAGUUGUAAAUAUUGGAGAUCUCUUACAGCUUAUAUCUAAUGACAGAUUCAAAAGUGUUGAGCAUAGAGCUUUGGCGAACCAUGUGGGGCCAAGAGUGUCUGUAGCAUGCUUUUUCACCCCACACCUUUACCCAUCAACAAGGAUGUAUGGUCCAGUCAAGGACUUGUUGUCAGAACAUAAUCCGCCUGUAUAUCGAGAAACAAUGGUGAAAGACUUCAUUGCAUACUAUGAUUCUAAAGGGCUUGAUGGGAACUCUGCUCUUACAUAUUUCAAGUUGUGAGGGUCCCAGGCCAUU